Cornus florida is the source of this 2479-nucleotide messenger RNA. Its product is annotated as basic leucine zipper 6. The transcript has 4 exons. The record is from RefSeq and is a predicted model, not a curated record. NCBI's taxonomy places the organism in Eukaryota, Viridiplantae, Streptophyta, Magnoliopsida, Cornales, Cornaceae. Bases 1327 to 2244 code for a protein of 305 amino acids. Gene Ontology annotation, molecular function: DNA-binding transcription factor activity. Gene Ontology annotation, biological process: regulation of DNA-templated transcription.
UUUUCACGAACCACUCGUCACUUCAUUUCUCUCUCUCUCUCCAUAACCCUCUCUCUCUCUCGUCUCUCCUCAUCUCUUCUCUCUCUAUCUGCCCUGAAGAAAAACCGAAAGGUAAUGCCAAAUUUCUCGGUUAUUUUCAGAACAUAACUCGUGAUAACUUUGUGAAUUGAAAAAUUAUAUACACAUUUUUUUCCUCCUUCUUUUCCAAUUUUUGUGGUGAUUUUAUUUUUUAGUACAGGCUUAUUUAUUUGAUUUAUUGGACAUUCAUUACUCAAAGAUUUUAUUUUAUUUUAAUUAAUACCAUGUUUGUUUGCCUAGAAAACAGAAGAAAAGUAACGGAAAAUUAGUCUGAGGGACCGCAUUUCUUGUUCCCUGCUUUCUGAGGGUGAAAAUGUGGUGUAAAUUAACUAGUCUAAGUAUUUUAGGUUUUGAAACUUCUCAGCAACCUAACGGUUAUUCUAUUUAUUUAUUGAUUAUUUCCCUUAAUUUUUUUUGUUUCUUUUGAUAUUUUUGUUUCUCUUUCCUUUUUACGCCUGAUGACUCUAAUACUUAGUACUGUUGCAUUAGUUGAAAAAUGUAACUCUGCUUGCUUAAUCAUUUUCUGGAUAGUGUUGUUUUUUUUUUUGGAAAAUGAGAUGAAGAAUAAUAGUAGUAAAGUUGUGAACUUUCUCAACAAAUUCAAACAAUUUUAUUAUAGGGUUUUCAGUGGCAGUAUAAGCUUAAAAAACAACCCUUUUGCUUUUGUUUUUUAUGGCAGAACUUUAACCAAAACAAUGCAAAACCUUCCUUCUUUAGGCAGCCACUAUAUAUAUUUAUAUAGAUAUAUAUAUGCGUGUGUAUAUAUAUAUAUAUAUAUAUAUAUAUAUAUAAUUUUUAUUUUUGUUUUGUUCUGUUAUGUUUUUCUGCAAUCCCAUAUUAACUAAGAUUACUAUUAUUUUCCUGCAUCUAUUUUCAACACAUUAUCCUAAAUAUUGUUGUUCAUUUUAAAACAAAACAAAUAAUUUUGUAAAAAAGUUUCAGAUUUCUACUAUAAGUAUAAAUAGAAAAUGAAUUAUUUAGUAUAUGUACUCAACAUUUAUGUUCUUCACAGGUCCGUAGUUAAAUUUUUUAUGCUUGUUUCAUUGUUUUUACAAGUUUAUAAUGUUAAUUUCUUGUUAUAAAGUUUUGUACCAAUAAGGUAGGUUAGGAUGGUGACAGAAACAUGGAAUUAAGCUAUUGAAAGAGGACCAUGUCAUUUACUACUCUAUCACAGAGGAGGCACACGAGAAGUUAAAACUAUGGAUAACCAUGAGAAGCUGUGAUUCUCAUUCUGUAGUUUAGUUGACCAUGUCAAGGCAAGCUCACCUUCCUCCUCGAUGCCCAUUUCAAAAGAAGGCUAUAAAUAAUCCAAUUCAUGACCACGACCCUCCAACCCUGUUCAGAAAUAUUGAGUCGUAUCCCCGGCACCAUAAAUCUAUAUCGCAGAGCUACAUCUUAGAGGAGCAACCGGCAUGGCUUGAUGACUUGUUGAGUGAUUCGGACUCAAACUCCAAAGGGAUAUUCCAUAGGCGAUCUGCUAGUGACUCCGUGACUCUUUUGGAUGGUCUUGUUCCACUACCAAGUCUAACUACACUUAAUGACGAUAACAAAUCAUGUUCUAAUGAAGCUGGUAGUGGUUUGGAGUCAGCUUGUGUGUAUGGUCCUAAUUCCCCUAGAGGCAAAUUAAACUUUCCAGAGAAUGGCAUAAUUUCAGCACUAUCAGAAUAUGUUUCUGAAAACCCUAUGCAGUAUUUAGAUGGGGAUAUUUGUGUUUCUAGGACCCCACAACUUGAUUCAGCACAAGAUGCUCGUGGUUCAACUGGUGAGAUCAAUGCAGAUACAAAGGCAGUGAAACGGCACUCCGGUCAGCGCUCAAGGGUUCGUAAACUCCAAUAUAUUGCUGAACUAGAAAGAACUGUUGAUGUUUUUCAGACUUUGGAGUCUGAGUUGGCUGUUAGGGUUGACUCUCUGCUUCAGCAGCGCACUGCUUUAUCAGUGGAGAACAGCAAACUAAAGCAGCAAGUAGCCAGAUUGCAGCGGGAAAAAUUGAUAGUUGAUGGUCGGUACAAGUCUCUGAGAAAAGAAAUGGAUAGGUUGAAGAUUUGUUUAGCCUAUGCCCCAAGUAGCAAGGUCAGCACGAAUUUCAGGUCAAGCCAUGCUGCCGAAGCAGUUAGUUCAGUGGCUACAUGGCAGAUGCUAGAGUUUGGAAAACUUGAUCUUAACUGAAGACUUUGAUUCGGCAUGAAAGAUGAGAGUUUUUUCUCCGUAUUGUAAUUGCCAUGUAUACAGGAAAAUCAAGAUGAAGUUGCUUCAAGGUCAGUCAUCAUUGCUUCACUCAGCUGUUGUACCUGUAAACGUCUCGUAUGUUUAUGUUCUUCUACGAAUUGCCAUAUGUUUUGACUAUAAAGUGCAUCAAUCUUUGUACCCAUAAACAUAACAUGGGAUGAUUUUGAGCAUCCAA